Molecule: messenger RNA, 1420 nt
Organism: Cladocopium goreaui
Lineage: Eukaryota; Dinophyceae; Suessiales; Symbiodiniaceae
Source: the annotation of a GenBank genome assembly
AUGGGACACGGGACCACGCAUUUCAAAAACACCUCCAUCAAACCUCAAGUGAGGGCCAUUGAUUACAUCCUCGGGCAAAGUAAAGAUGACUUGGUUGCGUUGGUGGUCAGGGUGGAGGAUGAUUCCAUAUUUGUGCACCUCAUGCGCUGGAUUCGUGUCCUGCUACUUGCCCUCCUCACGGCAUGUGAAAUUGGGUGCCGAACACAGGUAGCCUGUCUUGCUGUGCCGAGAGGAAGGAGCAACUUUGGAGAUGCUGUGGGGGGCUUCAACAUGAAACUGAGCACAGACCAGAUUUUCAAAAAGAAUCUCUUGGAGCAGCAGGUCCAGAUGGCCAUGAAGUCAGACUCAUCCAGAGAGGUGUACGAUGACAUCAUGAUUGCAGCCCAUGGAGUGGGUGCCUAUCGAAGAAUUCUGGAGGGGAUCGAUCCUCCACGGCUCAUGCAAGCGCGGGAGGAGAUGCUGUCGUUCCUGCCAGCCGGUACUCGUACCGAAGUGCUGGAAAUUGGUUGCGGGGUUGGCCCUUUGGCAUCCAACCUGCCGCUAUAUCCAGCUGGAAUAUCUCUAACUGGUUUGGACCCUGAUGUGACCUCUGACCUCCUUUGGCCAUGCCCUGAAGGUUUGGAAUUCCAUGCAGUGAAAGGCUUUGCUGAAUCGUUGCCAUUUCCAGCUGCACAGUUUGAUGCUGUAGUUGGAUCUUUGGUGAUGUGCAGUGUGGACAAGCCACAGAGGAUGUUGACAGAAAUUGCUCGGGUGCUGAAACCGAAAGGCCGGUACCUUUUCUUAGAGCACAUACAUGCGCCCAAAGGCUGUGCGCUUCACUGGCAACAGAAGAUCUUGGACCCACUGCAUAGCUAUUGCUGUGGGUGUCGACUUACAAGGCAGCAGGAUGAGUGGAUCUCUUCUGUGUGUGGUGAAUCUGGACUUUUCCGGAAACUUCCGGUCAUGAGGCUCGACCUGUAUGAGCUCAGGUUACCAAGCACGACAUCACGAGAUCCAGGAAAUGCUACACUGGCUGCUACACGAUAAUGGUUGAGAGAUGUUGAGAGUCUGGAAAUUCAUGUGGCUGAUGGUACAAAACAGACUUUCAAAUCGGGAUCUGCAAGACGAACUAAAACAUUUGAGUCACGCAAGGCACCAGAUAGGCACUACCCAAGUGAUGGAAAGUUGGCCAUCACGAGUUGGUCUCCGUCAGCUGUUGCUAAAGUCCUUCCACGCGCCGAGGAAGCACUAUCCUUGCCACGGAGACUGGCCUUGCACGACAAAGAUCGUGGGCUAUGCUGUGGCAUGAUGUUCAAAGAGUGCGACCACAUGCUGCUUUUGAAGUCUUUGCGUCUUUCCGACUAGUGUGUCCCAUGCGAAGCAGGACUACUUUCUUCGCAUUUCAGCGGUCAUUCAAAGCAAACCAAUUGUCAGUUGCAAC